AUGAUAUCAGGUAAAUGCUUUAUGAAAGGCUGCAUUUUUAUCCCAAGAAACAAAUGUGAGUGUAACAACACUACAACUUUAUUCUGCGACUUGCAUGCUCUUGAUCAUAUUAAAACUCCAAGUAAAACUGGCCAUGCGGGUUUGGAUCUAUAUUUUAAUCCAUCUAAGGAAACUAAGUCGUAUCUAUUGGAUUUCAAUGAGAAAAAAAAAAUUUAUAUCUUUUUCCUAACUCAAUUUCGUUUUUUACUUCUAUAAAGAAUUUUUCCCAAAAACAUCAAAAAUAUUGAAAUGACUUAGCUUUAAAAAUAAAGCGCACUACUAAAUCAAUUACUGCAAGAAAAAUUUUAAUUUUGCUGGCAGAUCUUCGUAAAUUCAAAGCAGAAUUCUUGCAUAAAAGUAAUGAAAUUGUUGAUUUUCUGCUAAAUUCAAUUCAAAAUACUUUAAUUCAGCUUAAUAAAAUCGAGCAAGACUGUAAAAAUAUGCUACAAGUUGUUUUAUCUAAUUCAGAAAUUCUUGAUGUCCCAACUGAAAGUAAGAUUGAAAAGAUUUUAAAAUUAUCUGAAGAAGAAGCUGAACUUGAAUUAGGAAACUGAGAGGUCCCAGAGAUGUCCAUCAAUACCGAAAAUAUAAAGUCAUUUAUAGAAAAUAAUAUUAAAGUUGAACUAGAGGUUUUUAAGGACCUAGGGAGUAUAUGCAAAUCAAAUAUUCUUUGAUUUUGAUAUAAUAAUGGCUUAAAUAAAUUUGAUUUAGAUACCGGCCAAACUCUGCCUCAAUCCGAGUUCUUUGGUAACUUUCAAAAAUGAGAGACCCUCUGACAAAAUAUUGCAAAUAUUAGGAAUAAUAAACUGCAUCCUCGCAAAAAUAAUCUUUAUCAUGGAAGGAAUCAAGCACCUUAUAAAUUUCAUAUGCACCCUACUGGACAAGUAUUGGCCUGCAACUACAAUAAUAGUCUCUACUUGAUAAAUAAAAAUUUUGAUAUCAUUCAAAUAGGAAAGCAAAAUGUUAAUUAUACGCAGUCAGGCUUUGCUUCCUCCAAGAAUUUAGUUUAUGUGUUUGGAAAUGGCAUUGCUUCAAAAUUUGAUUUAAAAACGUAUGAAUUAACAGAUCUAGCUGCAAGCGAUUACAUAUAUAAUUUGAACUCAACAUCUUGCAUAGAAUAUCAAAAUAAAGUAAUAAUAGUGGAUUUCAAAUUAAGUGGAGUGCUUAUUUAUGAUAUCGAAAAUAAUAAUUAUUCUUUUGUGCAGAAGAUCUAUCUUAGCCAGAACUGCUAUAAAUUAAUUCUCAAAGGGAAUGAGAAAUUAUUUCUUAUUGAUUUUGGAUCAAAUAUUUUCGAAAGUAAUGCAGGAGAUGCUAGCAAUUGAAAUCUUAUUGGGUACAACACUUUGCAAAAUCUUUAUAUACAGUCUACAAUCUGCCAACACAAAGGCAUCAUUUAUUUUUUAGUUGAUUUUCAAUUAUGAAGAUUUAACCUGAAAACAAAAGAAGUUGAGAUAGCAAAUCAAGAUAUUCUUAAAAUUCAUCCAAACCUUAUACCUGUGGGAGGAUAUAAGAACUUGUUUUAA
Molecule: messenger RNA, 1562 nt
Organism: Blepharisma stoltei
Lineage: Eukaryota; Ciliophora; Heterotrichea; Heterotrichida; Blepharismidae
Source: the annotation of a GenBank genome assembly